GCGUGUAAGAAUGCCUGCCGGGGACCCCGAAGCCACAGACAGCUCGGCAGCUUGUCUAUUGCCUAUAAAAUCCAGUGAAUGUGCCGGGCUGAAUGACAGGAGGGAAAUGGGGCGUAAAAUUAAAGAAUCUUUCUGUAAUGGCGAAAGCGGGAAGCAAACACCGGCCGAUCGUGAGCUGAAAACCAAAGAAGCGGAGAGAACUAGCAAGGAAGCGCCUUUUAAAAACCGCAGAAUACCAUAUCUACGCAAAGAUAUCUGACUUUUCACAAAACAUCUUCAUUAACGAUUUUACCGUGGAUUCAAAUAUGACUAAGCACCCGACCAACAUUCCUGCCAGUUUUAAUACUUUACCCCAGCCUGAAGGAGAUGUUGGAAUUACAACAAAUAAAUCUGAGCAUGCAAAAAAUCUCCCGUCCAAUGCACAGCCUGCACCGCAGCCUCCUCUUGCCAACGAGAGAAAAACUUUCUGCACGACGGAAAAUAAAUUGGGAGAGGUGGAGGGAAGCAAAGAGUACGGGACGUUUAAAAAUGCAGCUCCUGUACCAGCGGUUAACGCUGCCUUCCGUGCGGAUUGUGCGCUGCCCCAGACGGAUGGUUCUGCAGUUGUUCAUGGCACUUUGACACCUUCCCAUUGCACAGACGCAUUAUCUACUCACAGUGCUUUGAAGUGUACAGUGGAGCAAAAUAAUGCCACGGGCAACUGGACCUCCAUGAGCCAGACUACCGUUAUACUGGGGACAGAUGGUAACACUUCAGUUCUACCUGGCACGGUGAACCGGGAUGACGAUGAUGAAGAAGGGGAUGAGAACAAAGUCAGGGGAAACUGGUCAAAUAAACUCGAUUUCAUUCUCUCUAUGGUUGGCUACGCUGUCGGUUUGGGUAACGUGUGGAGGUUCCCUUAUCUAGCCUUCCAAAAUGGAGGAGGUGCUUUUUUAAUACCUUACCUGAUAAUGCUGUGCCUAGCGGGAAUCCCCAUAUUUUUACUCGAAGUGUCCCUGGGUCAAUUCGCCAGCCAGGGCCCCGUGUCCGUAUGGAAAGCUAUCCCGUCGCUUCAAGGUUGCGGGAUUGCCAUGUUGAUUAUAUCAGUCUUAAUAGCCAUAUACUAUAAUAUAAUCAUGUGCUGGACAUUGUACUACCUGUUCGCUUCCUUGAAGGGCUCACUACCCUGGGCUACUUGUAAGAAUUCUUGGAAUACCAUGGACUGUAAAGACAAAGACAUGCUUCUCUUAGACUCCUGUAUUCUCCGGGAGAGGAAUAUCACGUCAAUUAGGAACACAACCUUCUGUUUGUCACCUAAUGUCAUUGGAAAUUUGAGCAAGCUCACAAACAUAACAUCAGAAAACAAAACCUAUGUGAGUCCCAGUGAAGAAUAUUUCAAGUACAACGUACUCCACAUUUCUAAAGGGAUUGAGUAUACAGGGGAUAUUCGUUGGCCUUUAGCUCUUUGCUUGUUCCUGGCUUGGGUCAUAGUCUACGCAUCUCUGGCAAAAGGAAUCAAAUCCUCUGGAAAGGUUGUUUAUUUCACAGCAACGUUCCCCUACGUGGUGCUGGUCAUUCUGCUGGUGCGGGGAGUCACCCUGCCAGGGGCCGGAUCCGGCAUCCUCUAUUUCAUAACACCCAAAUGGGAGAAGCUGAAUGAUGCAAAGGUCUGGAAGGAUGCUGCUACUCAAAUUUUCUUCUCCCUGUCUGCAGCCUGGGGUGGACUCAUCACUCUGUCUUCCUACAACAAAUUCCACAACAACUGUUACAGAGACACGAUUAUCGUGACUUGCACAAACAGUGCCACCAGCAUAUUUGCAGGAUUUGUCAUCUUCUCUGUGAUUGGAUUCAUGGCACAUGAGUUGAAGGUGCCUAUCGAGAAGGUCGCUGAUGAAGGUCCUGGCAUCGCGUUUGUGGUGUACCCGGAGGCUCUCACCAGGCUGCCAGUCUCUCCCUUCUGGGCCAUCAUUUUCUUCCUCAUGCUGCUCACACUAGGACUAGAUACUAUGUUUGCUACCAUCGAGACCAUUGUCACAUCGGUCUCCGAUGAAUUUCCCAAGUAUCUGCGCAAACACAAGACAUUCUUUACCCUGGCAUGCUGUCUCUCCUUCUUCUUGCUGGGCUUCCCUAUGAUUACGGAGAGUGGGAUGUAUAUGCUGCAGCUGGUGGACACCUUUGCCGCCUCCUACUCCCUAGUCAUCAUUGCUAUUUUUGAAUUGAUUGGAGUCUCAUACAUCUAUGGAUUGCAGAGGUUCUGUGAAGAUAUUGAGAUGAUGAUUGGAUUCCAGCCAAACAAGUUCUGGCGAAUCUGUUGGGCCUUUGUGACACCAACUAUUCUUACAUUCAUUCUGGCUUUGAGUUUGUACCAGUGGAAGGUGAUGACCUAUGAGGACUACACCUACCCAACAUGGUCUAUGGUUAUGGGCUGGCUGAUGGUGAUUUGUUCUGUCAUCUGGAUCCCCAUCAUGUUUGUCAUCAAAAUGCAUUUGGCACCAGGAACUUUCAUUGAGCGCCUGAAGCUGGUGUGCUCCCCUCAACCAGACUGGGGCCCAUUCCUGAUGAAGCACCGUGGAGAGCGCUAUAAGAACAUGAUAGAUCCCCUGGGGACCAACUCACUGGGACUCAAGCUUCCGCCCAAGGAUUUUGAGCUGGGCUCCCAGUACAUGUAGUUGCCGCUGUGACUUGUGGGUUGCUUGAGUCUCUCUUUCUUCUCUCAAACCAAUUUCCUUCUCUCUAAUAGGGUUCAUGAUUAAUUAUGUCAUAUGGUUGAAAACACUUCCUUCCAUUUGAGCAUUUUCCUGUAGCAAUGUUGUUCAACAUAUCUUCCCAUGAGAGACUUAGCUAACAAUAUAACACCUUUGCUUAAGAAGCGAAAAUGUGUUAAUGUUCAAAGCACAUAAAUCUAUCUAUCUAUCUAUCUAUCUAUCUAUCUAUCUAUCUAUCUAUCUAUCUAUCUAUCUAUCUAUCUAUCCCUGCCUGUCCAUCUGUCUGCCUGUCUAUCUAUCUGUCUUACAAUUGUUCAAUUAUUUUUUCCCCCACAACUAAUUUUACAGGCACUGGUAGCAAAAACCCGAUUACCUGACAAAUUACUGAAUAUUUAAAAAUAUACCUUUAAAAUCUAUGGUACCUCUUUUGUUCAAAUUGUGGAUUAGAUUAAAUUAAAUAUCGAUGCCUGAGGAAUUCCUUGGGAGUCUAGCACAAAAAAAAUAAUGGAGAGCUCCCAGGUUGAAUGGUAUCUCAGUUAUACUGCAAUUUGUGUCUGCCUUGCGUAAAAACAGUUUUACAUAAUGCUGUUUUUAUUGUUUUUACUUGAAACCUGUUUGUCAUGGGUACUCCAGUAGAGUGUAGACACACCAUUGUCUCCUCUAGGGGUAAAUACUGUGCCCUUGGCCUUUUCACUUGGUGAGUAAUACUCUCUGUCUCUACUUUGAUAGUUUAGGAUGCACUGUUGUAGCUUCAUCUUUUUUUCUUUCUUUUUUUUUUUAAAGACAAAAGCAGCAUUCAACUGUACGUUGCAACUUUAAAUAUAACCAAUGGCCAUAUAUAUGUGNAAUAUAGAGUCUGUUGUUCAAUGGUCUAUGUUGUGGUCUCUUUCUGGCAUUUGUGAGUCAUCUUCCCACUCAUCUAUGUAAUGUUAGUAGGGUUAAAAAAAAAAUUAAGCGAGAAUGAGUAUGAUUCUGAAUUGCAAGUCGACUGUAUAAUUGUAUGUUGUAAAAAUUUACACUUUUUAAAAAGUGUUCAUGUAGUGUGUGCAGAUGUACUCUCAUCCUUAUGAAUAUCUGAGCAACUGUCAGAGAUAGUGAGAUAGUAUAGAAUAGCUUAGAAAGUUUUUACUGGAACUCGCUUGGUCUGAGAUACUGUUGUGGACUUUGGGGGACCGCUUUGCCAUGAAAUAUUUGUCUGUCUUUCAUGUAAUAGGGUCUCAGGUAAACAGAUUCAUCAGCUACAUCUGUAGGUGUUGAGUGUAUACCAUCAGCAUUCAGGACAAGAUGAGUGAUUACACAUUUUUCAAGUGUCACAUUGUGUACUAAUAUUAAAAAAGAAAACAUAAAAAUUUCAAGACACAAUGUUGACAUGGAAAACAGACGUGUUGUGUUCUAUGUGAAUCAGCUUAAUGUUUUUAAAAUAAUCUAUUUAGCUUGUAUAUAAUAUCAGCAUUGGCCAGCGAAAUCCUGUUUUAUCAGGCAAGAUUGCCUGAAUAGGGUCGACUUCAAGCUAAGCAGAACUGGGGAAAGUCACCCCUCAGGCCUUUGUCUUUGUGUAUACUCAGAAAUGAGCAAUGAUUCUUAUCAAUAUUGUUCAUUUUGUAGUUAAACUAGCCUAUUUUUUCAAUGUACAUGAUACCCUGUCUUCCCUAAGGAGGUUGCUGUCAUUUUUUUUUCUAUGGAUAAUGUAAUUUGCUCUGAUUCCUGAAAUAUCAAGGAGUCAGUGGUUUGAAGAGUGUGCUUGGAAGAAGUAUCACAGCAGAUAUGACUAGUGAUGAGGAUGUUCUGAUUGCCAUAUGCUGUUGUGUUAAUGAAGCACUCUAUAAAAUAUGAUUUUUUUCCCUCUUAUCGUGUAACACGGUAAAAAAAAAAAGAGAGGAUAAUAGAAAAAAUGGAAUCCCAGUUGUUGAUGCACUUAUAAUGAUGUGCCACCUUUAUUUAUGGACAUGUGUUUUAACUGAUUCUCUUGUGUGUCUAUAAAUGUUUCUUGCUGGUAUUAUUGUCUUUACUAUCUUCCCCCAGCCUCCCAGCACUGGGAAACAAACCACUGAGUUGGAAGAUAACUGAAUGUGCAAUGGAAGGCUGUGUGAAAUAUAUCAUUGGGAUUGUUCAAAUAGUCUGUCCAAUGAGCAGACAAUGGAGAAGUGUCCUCUAUGCACAGGCACUGCUUCACAGAAGACAGGGUUCCACGCCAUGCAUUUUGCUAAAAAGCUCCCAAACCCUCUAACUACUUGACAAAAGUCAGUUAUCUAUAGAAUCGGCAAAAUGUUUAUGGGUAGAGACAGCAAACCUUGUGUUACUGUGAAUCCAAUUUUUUCUUCUUUCCUGAAAUUUAUAGCUUACAUGGAGCCACUUUCAGCACUCUUAGGCCCUCAAGUUGUCAGGCUUGAAUAUAAGUUGUCAGGCUUCUUUGUCAUGCGGUUUAUGUCACAGAUGGCAAAUGUAUGCUUGCAUUUUCACCCCCCUUCCCCCUUGCAUGUGUCAAUCCAGCCAUUGCUCUUGUAGACAUCAGUACCUCCUCAGAUUACUGGCAUGCAGAAAAGUUAUUGUUCAUCCUAGUAUUUGCAUUCAUAUAAUGUGUGUUGUUUUUAUGCCUAUAAGUCAACUUUAGGCAGUAGAUAACCAAAGAAGGAACGCUUUAUGAAGGGUUUAAAGACAAAAAAAAGAGAAAAUUGGCAUGUCAGAAAGACUGAGAUACUGCCAGUCACUUUCCAUUAGUGUUUGUUGAUGAUUGCCAACAUGCCACAAUGCAUCUUCAGGUAACCAUUGGCCUUAUAGAUGUCUUCUAAUUUUAGAAUAUUGUGUGUAUUUCAAUAUAAAAAUACAGAGUAGCCUAUAGUCUGCAAUAUAUAGCUAAAUAAAAAAAAUGUCACUUAUCUAGUGUAUGUUGUGUCUUUUGGGCACUUAAUUGUGGACCUAUCAGUGUAUAGGUUAAAUUUCUAAUUACUUGCGUAAUGUCAUAUGUGUGUUCUAUGUGGGGUACUGCUGCCUAUGGAUAUAGAUAUGUACCUCCUACAAACCAUGACAUCAACUAGUUUACCAUAUAGACUAUCACCAUAUACUAUAAACAUACAUAUAUAUAUAAAUAUAUAAAAAUAUAAAGUUUUGAAUCUUGUGCCAGAAAAGAGAAAAGAAUCAUAUAUUACAUGUGAAAUGCAUUAUUUCAAAAUGUCAUUAAUUCUUGAGGCCCUACCUCAGAUUUUCUAUUUAUGUAUACAAAUUGCAAUUUAUGUAUAAUAUCUUUGCCUAUAUUAUAAUGUCAUAAAUUAGAAUUUAUCCUAUAAUGUAUAACUUCUCAAAUCACUAAAUAAAUGUCAAUGUUUUCAACAUCA
This is a messenger RNA of Paramormyrops kingsleyae, 6016 nucleotides long. It is a transcript of the gene slc6a5, whose product is annotated as solute carrier family 6 member 5. Gene Ontology annotation, molecular function: amino acid:sodium symporter activity. Gene Ontology annotation, biological process: sodium ion transmembrane transport; amino acid import across plasma membrane; nitrogen compound transport. NCBI's taxonomy places the organism in Eukaryota, Metazoa, Chordata, Actinopteri, Osteoglossiformes, Mormyridae. The record is from RefSeq and is a predicted model, not a curated record. Gene Ontology annotation, cellular component: plasma membrane.